Suillus subaureus is the source of this 1569-nucleotide messenger RNA. RefSeq names its product NADP-dependent oxidoreductase domain-containing protein. The record is from RefSeq and is a predicted model, not a curated record. Gene Ontology annotation, molecular function: oxidoreductase activity, acting on NAD(P)H as acceptor. Bases 293 to 1204 code for a protein of 303 amino acids. Lineage: Eukaryota; Fungi; Basidiomycota; Agaricomycetes; Boletales; Suillaceae. The transcript has 9 exons.
CAGGUGGACUGGGACUCACCAUUAUAAUAAGCGAUGAUAAGUAUGAGAACUCGUGAGGUAACCGGAGGCAGUCCAAAAAUUUCCCAUCCCUCCUUCUGAAUUCCCUCGAGUGAACCACAUGAGCCACCAAUUCCUGCGUCGGCGGGCUGGGCUUAUUCAUAUCAUUGGCUAGGCCUCAUGUACACAAUAGAAGUGUGCCCAUGUGACGUCGAUUUGAAUAGCCAGCAGUCCAUUCACCACAUAAACCCACUCUUUUCCAGCUGUCUAAAGUGACCCUCUAUCAUUCGUCGCAAUGCCUUGGGAGUCGAUCAAGCUGAAUUCUGGAUAUUACAUUCCAAGUAUUGGAUUCGGUACUUGGACGCUAGGUAAUGGCCAAGGACCUAUCGACCAGGUUGAACAAGCUCUGGAAAAUGGGUACAACCAUAUCGAUACUGCGCAAUCCUACAGGAAUGAAGGAGAAACCGGCGUCGCUUUGAAAGAAAGCGGGCUUACUCGCUCAGAUGUCUUUGUGACCACCAAGUACUCUGGUACAAACGGUCUUGACAUCCCAACUUCCAUCAGGAACAGUGUCAACAGCCUUGGGAUAUCGUAUGUCGACCUUUAUCUGGUCCAUUCCCCACGCCUGGCAGUACCUGACAUUCCUACAUGUUGGGCACAAAUGGAAAAGGUCAAGGAAGACGGACUUGCUAAGAGCAUUGGUAUCAGCAACUUCGGCGUCCAAGACAUGGAGAUUUUGUUGGGAUCUGCGAAAGUCAAGCCUGCGGUCAACCAGAUCCUCCUUCAUCCAUACGUUUAUAGGCAACAGAAACCCAUCCUUGAGUAUGCCGCGAAGAAUGGAAUCGUCAUCGAGGCAUACAGCGCGCUGAUCCCCAUCACGAAGUUACCUGGCGGUCCUUUGGACAAACCAUUGAACGAAAUUGCCGCAAAGUUUGGUGUGACGGCCGAUCAAGUCCUUCUGGCGUGGACUAAAGCCAAGGGAGCCGUCGUCGUCACCACAAGUUCAAAGAAGACGCGCCUGCAAGGCUACCUCGCGGCAGGCGAUAUAACUUUGUCUCUAGAGGAUAUUGCUGCCAUUGACGCUGCGGGCGCUUUGGGCGAGAAGAAAGUAAACAUGAAGACUAUAUUGAAAAGGGUUGUCGUAGGUGCAAUUGCUUGCACUGCAGUCUUUGGUGCAUGCAACUUCCUCGGCAUCAGCAUGUUGUGAAGUGAUCGUUAGCCUUUGAUAAAUGCUCAAAUGUCUCUAGUACCUGUUCAUCAUGCCACCAAUCCAGUUCCAUGCUGCAUAACCACUCGAAUAGAACCAUUCUCAGAAGUUUCCCAUCCUUACCUCUGAACCAUGCUUGUUCACAAUCAUUUGUUCAAGAUAGAUAAGCCCCAUGAUCCAACAACUCAUGUCAGAGCAAGCUGGGUCUAUUCAUAUCACUGGGCCUCAUGUGCAUGAUAGACAUGUGUCCAUGGGGUGCCAACUUGAGUAGUCAGCUGUUCGUUCACCACAUAAACCCAUCCUCUUUUCCAGUCCUUCAAGGUAUCCCUUUAUCAUCAUCCAUCGCAAUGCCUUGGGAGUCGAUC